GAUUGUUUUUGUUUGCGAAUGAAUAGAUUUGGUCUAUUUGCCGUUCCGUAAAAAGGUGGAGUUCCCACGUGACGUGAGAUUGUGACAGCACAGUUCCGGGGAACAACAUAACAAACAACAGCUGAACGGCGAGCCAGGCGGACAUUGUUUGCCUCCCGCUGACAAGACACGUUUUCUCAUUUGUAUGACAUGACAACAAGGGACACAUUUGACACGCCGACAGAUGUACUAAAUAGGAGGAAGACUGCGACUUGUAAACAAACCGCUACCAGUUAGCAUAUAGCUUAGCAUUUGCCGCGUCGUUAAUUUGUCCGCAAUUCGGCUUACGGUCAAAAUGUUUGAACUGUGAAGUAAACUCUCUUCUAGCUGUAUUGUUGACUGUCGUCAACAAGCUGUCGAACUAGAUUUUUGUUUACAAACUGCGUUUAUCUUGACAACACAGCCUGCUUCUUGGUGCUUAUCGCGAGGAAUAACAUGUAUGCUCCCUUGACCGAUGAGUUGCUAUCGAUUGUGUACAUCAUGUUGCUGUGAAGACUUCCUAAAUUAUAGUAGCAAAGCUUCCCCGGGAGGGAUGUAAUGCGUGCAAAAGAUGGAGGCUGUCCGACACAAGAAGGCCAAGGCAAAGGUGGUCAGAAAACAGAGAACGACGGAGGACAAGAGGAGCGCUGCCCUCUCAGUCAUUAGUGAUGAUGCCUCUGAAUUCAGCAGUAUCCCUCUCAGCCUGCCACAUCAGGAGAACUGUGACCCAGUUCAACCCACCGAGACAAAAGCACAGUCAUUAGAUCUGCCUGCUGAGUCUCAUCAGGCCUCCUCGUCACCAACAGCAGUGUUAACGGAGACUUUUCAAUUAGGUCUACACUUGUCAGAGACGUUACCAGCCAUAGCCGAACAGGCGCAGUCAGCACAGCGGGGAGAAGCUGAUGGCGGCGUGUUGGGGGCUCAGCUCCAAGGCAGCAAGCUGGAAGCUGAUAAACAGUCAAGUUUUGACGUGGAACACGUCCCAAGUGCUCCUGCACUGUACCCGUCUGUCCCGACUCUUGCGGAGGGAUCCAGGAUAGAGCUCCACAGGGAAGCCGUGAGGACUUGUGGCAUAGGGCCUGCAGUUUUGGCACUGGCUGAGCCAGAAACUUCUCCUCCAAGUCUGCAGCCUCUGGAGUCUGAAGCGGAACUUUCCAGGAACAAACUCUACCCUGAAUUGCCAAGGACGACAACAGAUGUUCAGGCGUUCUCAUUGGAGCAGCUGAGUGUUUGGGAGCCAGGUGGAGGACUACAGGCUUGGCUAGAAGGUGUUAAUGUAUGUGCGGACCAGUUUUGUGCUCUGGCUCGGCAGGAGAACCAUGAACUCGCCGAACUUCUCCAGAACUACUGGCGCUGUCGCAGACAGCUGACACAGGCUCACACGCAACUACACACACAGUCCUCGGACUGCAAAAGUACUCAAAAUCGUCUGUGGAGCUUCAGAGAUGAACAGUUAACACUCCAGGGUAUGUGUGCAGACCAGGCCAAGGUGUGUGGGUACCACCGCUUUCAGCAGGCAGAGUUCAGUCAGGGUGUGCUGGCUGAGCUAAGCAGGUUGUUUGAAGUUCGCCUUGAGCUGCUACAUCAAAAGGUGGCUUUGCAUGCAUACACAGCUUUGCUGUCACGUCUUCAAGUGGAGUCAUACUUUCACCGCCUAUUAAAAGAUUGUUCUGCUAGCAAACAACAGCCCUGUUCCCUUCAACCUCUUAAAGAGGCCAUCAGCGUCCUUUUUGGCUUCACUCGAAGAGUCCUUGAUGACACACAGUUCCAGACUGACAUCCAUCACUGGUUGGAAAGACUGGUGGCAGUGCUGCUGCAUGUUGGUGAAUCAGGAGAGCACCUCUACCUGCUCAGUCAUCUGCUAUGCUGUCCUGCUGGGGUAGGCAAUUGGGCUGCCUCAUUUCUUCAGAUCCAAGUUUGGGGCAACACCUGUGGAGUGCAAGACUUCAUGCAAGCUCUUGCAAUUCUCAUGUCACCUUCUCGACACCGAGCAGAAUUUCUGGGUCAUAUGAAGCCAUGUGACAGCCUUAAUUCAGCUUCAUCUGGACCUGAGUCAGGAAACUGGACCCUUGUGGAUGAAGGAGGAGAGGAGGAUGAGGAUCCGGAGAGCAGCUGGUUGCUGCUGUGUGAGGAUGACCUUAUCUCCUUUAUGACCCAGUUCCCUUUUCAGCAACUCUAUUCACACAUGCUGGGGAUGAGCAAGCCAGGUGUCUAUGAGCCUCAGGGGUACUCUAGUCAGAAGAUGAUGCGUGUGUUUGCAUUUGCAUCCUCGCUUAUUGAAAUUCUUGCCGUUGGCCUACAAACUUAUAACAGGGCUCGAUACAGACAGCUAGUGAAACGAAUAGGAUACAUCAUAUGGAUUACACUGUGUUAUGUCAGUGAUCACUGGGCUCAGUAUGUGAGUGUGGCUGGCACCAGUUUGUUCAGCGCUCACGCCCACUCUUUGUCGCUGGAAAAGCUUCAGGUGGAAUAUGACCAUCUCUUCAUCAGGGCUGUUUUGCAUGUUCUCAGAAACAAGAGGUUGGGAAUUUGGUUGUUCAUGUCUGAGAUGCCUUAUGGGACCCUCUCCAGCUGCAUGCUGUGGAGGAUCCUUUAUGUAAUGCAGUGUGCAGAAACCGCAGGACUAGAAGCUAUUAGUCCUGCUAAUGACACACAAUCCAGUAUUCAGGCUCUUAGAGAGCCAGAGCAUCAGGAGAGGUUUGAGCGGUGGUUGUGUGAGGUGAACAGCUCUGACGGCAUCUCCCUCCUCACCGCCUUAGCACACAUGGCCACGCCCACUCAAAACUCAGAUCCUGCCUUUGUCACGAACAUCACUCUGCUGAUAUACCAGGUGUCUUAUGUGAGUGUUACUACCAGAGAAAUCUACUCUAAAGUUGGAAGGGAGUUGUUGGCUACCAUAGCAACAGCUCACCCUUACAUUAUCUCAGUGCUCUUGGAGCGGCUGAGAGAGACCAUCCAAGCUGUCGGCAUGGCGGCACUGUACUUGUGCAAAGAGCUGCCACUAAGUCUGUGGUGUCCACGAUCAGAGGAAAUAUGCGUGAUCGGCGCUUGGCUGCUCCAACAUCCUCUGUCUGCGGUGGAGAAUCGUCUGGCUUGUGUUAUACUAGAGGAUCUCAACUGGGGAUUCUCACAGGAGGGCUCUUUGGCAUUGUCCUCAUUGCUCCACAGUGAGGUUGCUCUGCUGGUAGCCGAGGCCUUUCAAAAGUAUCUGACUGACAAACCAUACGGUGGCCUCAUUUCAGAAGGCAUUAAACAGGUGUCUUAUCUUGCCAGUGUCCUUCGUUUAGGCGUAUCCCCUGAAACGUCAUUCAGCCAAUGGGCGUGGCAGCUCUUGCUGAGGCUCAAGCUCCAUGCCAAUGCUCAGAACCCAAAAGGAGCCUGGUUAGUCCCUGCUUUAGUGUCCAGCCCACCUGCAGAACUUACACACUGUCCAAGCAUGCACUCUGUGCUUAGAGCUGUAAAAGCAGGACUCCCUAUUGGAGCGUACCUGUCCAUUGCCAUGACAAUAGUCGGACAUAGCCUGGAGCACUUUUGUACUAAUGGAGUCAGCCUGUUGAAGAAUCUGAUUCAGUCUCAUCACCUGAAAGCUGCUGUACACCUCUUGGACAAUAUUCUUCCUCAAAUCUACCCACACAGUUUCUACCUUCUUAACAACUCUCAGUACAUAAGGCACCUUUUUUACUGCAUAAGCUUUUCCAGGUGCCUCACUAAAACUGUACAUUGUUUUUUUCUUGUUCAUUCUAGGUUUGUAAACUGCAUUCAGUUAUUUUUGCAGUACGACAGUGUGUGUCCUCAAGGUGUGACGCAGCAGGUCACUCACCGGGUAGCGCCACUCCUCACCGGAACCACUUAUGGAGACAAUGUUCGACUGCUGAACAGUGUCAUUCAGAGCCAUUUGGUGGAGAGUUCACAGCCUGGUCGUGUCGGUGCAGCAGCUGUGUUGGAAUUUUGGGUCGGGAUUUUGACACAGCAGAACUUGUGGUACAGGGACAAAACAACCCUGUUCCUCAUGGAUCAAAUUUGCUGUGCUGUAUUCAUACACCAUCUGGAGGAUUGUAUGCACAAACUCCUGUACCAACAACAUAAGAAUGCUUUGGGAUACCAUGGAGACAGAGGUCUACUCUCCUCUCUGGUUGGCUGGAUUUCUGGAAAUGCCACACCUUCCUUCAUCGAGGGCCAAUCACUGAGUACAGAGGUUUGGUUUGCCUGGUUAGUGCUUAAUAUGGAGGGUGCGUUUGAGGAAGAGUCUCAGCUCAGACGCUGUGUUGAACAUGAGCUCCUGGCCGAGCCCAAUAUCUCUCCAGAACAAGCCCUAAAGAGGGCACAGCAGAGGCUGAAGUUGCCAGUCACCCCGUCUCUACAGCGGCUACAAGUGUAUCGCUGGGCCUGCCAGGCUAUAGCCACACCCCCUGAUCACCCUCUUAUUCCGCUGGUUUGGCAGAGAUUUCUACAGCUGUACCUUAGGCAACCUGGUCCUGAUUAUGGACUGGCUGCUGGUGGGUGCAUUGGCCGUCGAUUCUUCCAGGCUUCCUCCCAGGCCACUUUGCUACGAGAACUAAGGCAGAGAAUACAAGAAGUGUCCGACUUCCACCAUGCUGCCAGUCAGGCCCUGAAGGUGCCCCCAACACACUCCUCUUCAGGAGAAAAUCUGUGCAAUCAGACUCUUGGCAACCCAGGUCACCUCUGCCUUACCUCUCCUCAGCUGCACACAGAGCUAGUCAGGUUGUUUGGGGUUUUUGCUGUGUGGUUGGAUGAUGAAACUCUGCAGAAGCAGGAAGUUUACCUUCCCUCACUUCCGCCCGAAUAUGAACCACAUAGACUUGCACAGGUUAUGCAGCAGCAACAGGAACUGUGGCUGGAGUAUGUGGACCAAGAGCGUCUGCAAUAUGACAGAAAGGAGGUUCUGUCCCUGUGGGAGAAGGUGCAGAGCGAGCCAUCUUUCCCCCAAGCACAAAAUGCUUGCUUCACAGAUUACACCAGCCUCAACAAUGCAAAGGAACGUAUCCUGAACAACCUGCAAAAGCAUCCAGUGCCACAACCUGCUCCAGACCUGCAACAACUGAAGAUUCCUGUGGCUGAAGUCCCCAGUGUGUGUCUCUCUGACUCUAAAGCUGCUGCAGAACUACUGCAACGGGACCUCAACAUUCUGCAGGACCAAGCCAGGAUUGCAGUAUGCAGAGAAGCUCAGCAGGUGGCGAUGGAACAGGAGCUUUUAGAGAGUCUUCCUCUACUUUACAAGAACCGAGCUGAAAAAGUGACCAUGACAUUGGAAUGUAAAGGGAAGGGCGGGCAGGCAUGCCAGGGCCCAGCUACCAUCACAGUUACUUGUGAGUGUGUACAAAGACAAGAAGCAGUGCACACUCAGAUAACAUCACUGCGCAGGGACAUCAAGAACCUUCAAAGCGAUGCUAUGGCUCCGCCUCCUCUAAGCCUGGCCCAGGCUGCUGUUCACACUGAAAACUUUAUCACGGCUCUGGUGAACAUGUACAAAUCUCAGAAAUCCCCAUCAGUGCAGUAUGUUGGUGUGUCAGCCUUCUACCAGCUGGUCUCCUUUGUAUGUGAAGACACACUGCGACAUCCACCAACACGCCAAUAUCUCUCCUCGUGUGUGGAGAUACUGGGACAGGUGUUCAUCCAAGGCAACGCUGAAGAGUGCAGCAAUGUCCUGAAGACCAUCCUGGAGCACAGACGGCUGUGCCCUCUCAUUUCACCCUUUUUCACACCAAACGCAGCCCCGGCCCAGCUCGUUUUACUUUACCAAGAUGUGGUGAUGUCCCUACACCUUGAUAGUGCAGAUGUAAUUUUCAUGCUUCUCACCAAGUUUGAUUUGUCUGCCUGGCUAAACGAAGCCCAUCCCGUGUUUUCUGAGAGGACCCGUUUACUGGAGUUAGUCCAUGGAGGUCUCUGUGUCUGUGGCCGAGAUCCUGAACCUGAACUUCUCACACCUUUUCACCUUUUCACAAAACACUGGACAUGGCUUUUGCGUCACCACUUUCCUGACCACUACAGUGACUGUCUGCGUCUGCUCAUGACCAGCUCAUCAAACCAGUUACUAAGUCCUGAUUGCUGGAAGGUGACUCUUCAAGUGUUGGGCUGCUCUCUUCCAUCCCGUAGCAUCAAGAACAAAAGUGAACAGAGUCCUAGCACCUCUGAUGUCUCUGGACGUAUUCCAACUUCCCCAGCAUCUACCUUCCGCUCCUCCAUUAGCCUCUCUCCACAGCAGGUGGAUGAGACAAUAGACUGGCUCAGUGAUUACUUGCUGCGGAGUCGUCUCAGCAAGCCUGACCUGCGCAGCUUCGGCCUCUACUCUGCCUGGUCUCUCUACAUCAGUGACAUUGUUUCCUUCUGGGACCAUUUAAUGGGCUCUCUAAUUAGCGUUUCACUCAGCAGCUGUGCCAGGGAGUCGGUGGGCAGCAAUAAAAUAAUGAAAGCUCUUCAUGCCUUGCACAGAAAGAUUGUGAAAUUAUUCAAGCCUUGGAUAUUUCCUCUGGACACUGAAGACGGAAGUAAUCUCAAGAGCUUCCCCUGGCUGGAGACUGAUGCAAGUUUGGCAGGGUGUCUGGUUGGCCUCUAUGCUCGAAUAAAUGACACACUGCACCAGAGAUCCAAGGACCGUCUACUUCCUGGUCAGAGAGGUGCUCUUUGGCUCUGUAUGAUGCAGUACUGUGAAAGCUGCACCUCUCCACGGACACCAGAGUACCUGUUGUACCUGCACCACAUUCACCUGCGCAGCCUGCCGUGGAGACACCUGCAUCCUGACACUCAACUCAUGGAGCAGCUCUUUAACGUGGAGAGAGGAAGUCCUAAGAGCUGUUUCCUGUUUUUGGGAGAGGUGUUAUGUGAGGUUAACUGGGUCAGCGUCCUAAGCGAUCACAUUCACUCUCUUCCACCCCCUGUAACAGCCAUCGAUUCUCAGAAGAAGGAAUCACACACCAUGCUGGUCUAUUUGUUAUACAUGCUUGUAUUUCUGGCAAAAGAGGAGCAGCUCCUCAGUCGAAAGGAAUCCCCUCUUCUCAGUCUCUUGGUCCAGUGCACAUCUCUGCCUUGGCACGAGCUAGAUCUGUCAUCAUAUCAAGGGGUUCUGGGAUAUGUCAGCACGCACUACGCACCUUCCCUGCUGCUUAGCACGGAUUCUGCAUCUCAGUUACUGCUAAAAUCAAUUCGUAAUGCAGCUGGACUCCAUACCGGUCCUAAUGAAGCUGCUCACAUGGAUGGGACGCUGAAGGCCGCAGCAUACGUGUCCUGGUGUGUGCAAUUUUUGGUGACUCUUGAGCAAGCCGGCAGCAUCAGUGUGAUCCCUUUGGAGACACAGCUGGAGACAUUGUUGGAGAGCAUCAUCACCUUCAGCCCACCAGAGACAGGUUUGGAACAGAGGCACAUGGCGUUCAGCAGCCUCUUUAGUGGCGCACUAGCUUUGCUCAAUGGAGUUGGCGUUUCAACUGGAGAGGCCCUCGCCGCUCGUGUCAUUGCCUGGCUGGACAGGAAAGGGAGGGGCUUUCCUAUUCUGCCCCUGCUCACCGCUUGCUCUCGCUGUCUGGCCUCAGUGCGUCACAUGACGCGCAUCAUGGAGGCGUGCAUCACGGCCCACUUUAGUCAUGCUGAGGAGGAGUGUGUAGGCUGGGGUCCUGUGCUGGCAUCAUUGCAAGUGCCCGAGCUCACAGUGGAAGACUUCCUGUCCGAGAGCCAAUCAGGAGGCAGCUUCCUCACACUCUAUGCCUUCAUUCUGCAGCGCCUUAACGCAGAACACACAGCCACCAAUGAGAGGAGGACGCUGGCUUUAAUCAACACAUGGACCAAUCAGGUUUCCCCAAGUGGACCAAGCGACGAAGCCAAGCUGUUUCUGUGGUGGCACAAAGCCCUGAAUCUGGCAGUAGAGCAGCUGCAGCCUCAGGCGGGCCACACUGAAUUAUCCGGCGUGGUCACGGGUCUUCUAAAGUUGCAAACCAGGCUGCUUCAUCUAGGAGAAGAAAGGCACAACUCCGGACUACUCGGGGCCAUCGGUCUUGGAAAGAAAUCUCCUGUUUCGAACAAAUUCAGAGUGGUGGUUCGCAGCCUGGCAGCCUUCCUCUCCGUACAGAUACCAUCAGAAAGUGAACUCCGACUGCAGCCAACAACUGACCUGCAACUCUCUGCCAAAACACAGCAAACACUGGGAAUGCUGGAAGCAAUGCUCAGCAAUAAGCAAUACACGGGAUUGGAGGAUUCUGUGAAAAAAGCUCUUCAGUUCAUCCGUUACCCAGGGCACUGCCUUAAAGAUGGACUUCGACUCCUGGCUCUGCUCGCCAACCUGCUUUACCCAGACCUCAGAUACCUGCACAUUAUACAUUGACCCUACCCUGGAAAACAAGAAUGGAGCAAAAUAUUAUUUCAAGCUGAGGCUACUAUUGAGAGGCCUUUUGUUGUCACAAUUUGGAAACCAAGUCCCUUGUUCGAGUCUGCUUUUGCACUUUUCCUCCUCUUUUCAUCCAGUCUUUUUACCCUUUUUAUUGACGUCCCUGAUCAUCCAUUGUAUAUUUAUUUCAGAGGCUGAUCUCUGUUCUGUGUGUGGACAGAAAAAUAAGAAGAUGGCUACACAGAUUAGUUGAAGGUAAUAAUGGGACAUAUCUAAUCAUUAGCUUUUGUAGAACAAGGCGCAGAACAAAGGUGGAAGGAGUAAGAUGUGAUUGAGCGUCAUUACUUCUCACACACAAAACAUGGCUGCCUCUGAAGUGAUCAUGUAUCAUGUUCACAAAUCGCCAAAAGUGCUUUCUAAGGAGUGUUAAGGCCUCACUGAAAGGAAAAAAAAGUUGAGAACAUUAAUAUUAUGGAAAAAAAUGAAUUUUAGAGCAAUAUAUAGUGUAAAUGUGCACCUUUGCUCAGAUAAGUUGUCAAGUUUGACAGACGGUGAGCAGUCACUCCAGGAAUUUGCGAUGUCGCGAUCACACUAUUUCAACAAAUCCUCGCAAAAACGUCGUCCAAUGCCUGCAAAUUCCCUGCAUAUUUUAGUGAAUUGACAUAAUUUUUGACCAGUUUAAUUUAUUUCUGACUGGCGCUGAAACAAGCACUUCAACUGUAUUUCUUGUGUAGACAAAGCAGGGACAGCAACAUGUACCAAGGUAUCCACUCUUCAUUGGUAAAGGGCAUAAUUGUCCUCACAUUCCUACAUCCAAACUUUGAGAAAUGUAGUACAUAAGCAUCCUGACAUCUGAGUGUAUUUGUAUAUGUAUUUAACCUUUAUCCUGGGUAUUAACAGGUUCUCAUUUUCAAUGCGGACAUUGUAAAGACGCAGCAUUUACAAGUCAGACAUAUUGAAGUGUGAUGAUAAUCCCUCAUUUACCAACAACAAUCACUGCUAUAGAUAUUACUGUUAUCAGUUAUAACUAUUUAAAACAGUGCAAUAAUUUGACAAUGAGCUGUGAGUGUGUCCUUUUACUGCCAUCUAGUGUCUACUUGGUGGUAUACAAUGAGUAAAACAUCAAUUCAGUAUUGGUUUAACAAUUUUACAGGUCAAGUUUGCCAGGAACACUUAAUAAUACCAAUUUCCUGAAAACACAAGUUGACUUAAUGUUAUUGUUAAAAAAAAAAAAAAAGCCUCAGAAAAUUGAGACUUUUGCCGCAAAAAAGCUGCUGCGAAUUCCGGCAUUUCCGGACAAAAUCAAAGAUUCCUGGAAGCGCUGAAUUAUAUACCAUCCUUAAUGUCAUGCUUUUGUGCAAACAUUUGUGUCUGUACCUGAUAUUGAAACUUUGGGAUACGUUAGCAUAUUGAAUUCAUAUUAGCUGAUGACAAGAUGGUUAGACAUCCACAGGUAGAUGGUUUUAGUUACACUUGAGUUAAAUUUGACAUUCAUCAGUCAAAGUAAACAUUUCCUAGAAAAUGUGACUUGAUUUUUUUUCCCCCCCACUGUGGCCUUUAUAUUCCCUCAUAACUGCCCCUUAUUUCGUUUGCCAAAUAAAUGUGUUGUUUUUGUAUAUUCAACCAGGACCAUUGUAGUCUGAGUCUGGUGGAACAUUUUUGCUGUGUGGCACUCCUUCUUCCUGGGUACCACACACACACACACACACACACAUUCAUACACGUGGUGUUAUAUCAUAGUCUUCUAUUCAAAUUAUAAUUUGUUCCACAAUUCAAGUUCCUGUGUCAUGCAGUGGUUGUAAUUGUCCAAGUUAUUUCUACGUAUGAGUCAGUGUUCAGAAGGGUAAAGAGAACUGAACGUCUCACGGAUGCCGUUUGUUACAAUGCUGUGUAUCGAAAAAAGCCUCUGCAAAUAAAAGGAUCCAUUUGUAUUCUCCA
This is a messenger RNA of Nerophis ophidion (straightnose pipefish), 10288 nucleotides long. It is a transcript of the gene epg5, whose product is annotated as ectopic P-granules autophagy protein 5 homolog (C. elegans). The coding region runs from base 590 to 8347 and encodes 2585 amino acids. Gene Ontology annotation, cellular component: cytoplasm. The transcript has 44 exons. NCBI's taxonomy places the organism in Eukaryota, Metazoa, Chordata, Actinopteri, Syngnathiformes, Syngnathidae. The record is from RefSeq and is a predicted model, not a curated record. Gene Ontology annotation, biological process: autophagosome maturation.